GUUUGCACACACACACAGAGAGAACAAGCGAAGCGAGCCUACUACUCGCCACAUCUAUAAAAACUGACUUUAAUAGUUUAUAUAUAGCUCUGCUCAUAAUUCAAUUGCAGUCGCCGCUAUAAAUUCAAUUAAAAAAGUCAUUUCACGUGCAAAACCAACAGCAACUGAAACAAAAUAAAAACCACUUGCUAAGCGGAAAUAGCAAACAUAGUUGCCAGUUAAGUUUUUAAUACAAUAACUAAAACAGUACCGCAAACAGCUCAAGCCAAAAAUGGUGCAAGGAGCUUCGGAUUACAGUCUGGGAGUGCUGUUGCUUAUACUGGUGAGCAGUCAAGGUGCUAGCAUUGCCAGUGGCAGCAACAAUGCCGAGCUGGCUGCCAAUGGGCUGAGCGAUCAGGUGGUGGAGCAGCUAAGUGGCGAGAAUGAGAUGAGCAAGCGCGCUUGGAAUUCGUUGCAGAGCGGUUGGGGUAAGCGUGGCGGCAACAACGAUCCCAACGUCAUCGAUGUGGACGAUGAGGAUGGCAUUUAUAUGACGGGACACUUUGUGCCGCUGGUUAUAACAGAUGGCACCAAUACAAUAGAUUGGAAUACAUUUGAACGUUUGGCAAAUGCGCGCUCGGCAGAGCAGCAAUCGAAUGAGCAGAGAUCAGAGGAUUUAGAUGAGCAGAAUGAUGUGGAGAAACGCUCCUGGAAGAACUCGAAUGUAGCCUGGGGUAAGCGACGACAAUCGCAGGGCUGGAAUAAGUUUCGUGGCGCAUGGGGCAAGCGUGAGCCAACCUGGAACAAUCUGAAGGGCAUGUGGGGCAAGCGUGAUCAGUGGCAAAAGUUGCACGCCGGCUGGGGCAAGCGAUCGAAUUAAAUUUAUGCGGCAAACAAAACCCACAGUCAACCAGGCCAAGCUUAAAUGCAAGAGUACACACACUAAUACACACACACACACACUAACAUACAUGCAUAUAUUAAAUACUAUAACUAAGUAGCUGCAAAAAUUUCUAGCAUUGCAAGCAAAACUUCUCGCUGAAGUCAAUUCCGAAAAUGUAUGAAAGCGCUCGCCACUCUAUAAAUAUUCAAAACAUAUAUAUAUGCUAUAUAUAUAGCACGCAUAUGUACUUGUAUUUAUGUAUAACUAAAAUGACAGUAUUAUAAUCAAACAAAAAUGUAACAUUAUUUAUUGCUCUUAUACUAUUAGCAGCUACUCGUGUCUGGCAACUAGAAAUUCUUAACUUAGUUAAUUGGAAUUGUGCAUAUUUUUUAAAUACGUAUACGUAACUUAAUGGCAAUUAUAUAUG
This is a messenger RNA of Drosophila busckii, 1289 nucleotides long. It is a transcript of the gene Mip, whose product is annotated as allatostatins MIP. The transcript has 2 exons. NCBI's taxonomy places the organism in Eukaryota, Metazoa, Arthropoda, Insecta, Diptera, Drosophilidae. Bases 272 to 859 code for a protein of 195 amino acids. The record is from RefSeq and is a predicted model, not a curated record.